AUGACAUCUAAAUGGAGCCCUUCUUCAGAUGUCGAUCCGUCUGACUCUAAUCAGAUGUUGAAUGCGGUACUUCAGGCAUUGCAACGUCAAAAUGCUGCAUUGGUUCAGCAGAACACCAUUGCAUUACAAAAUUUGGAAGCUGCUAGAGUAUCGGCUGAGAAUGCUAGAGUAUCAUCUGAGAAUACUCAAAGGCAGUUCGUGGAUGUGUUAACUAAUGGCAGGACCACUCCAAAUGUUCCUCCCUUCGCUGUUCCAGUCCAAGAGUGGAGCUUGGAAAACUUUCUCCAACAUCACCCAGCUAGAUUCACUGGAAAGUGCAGCCCUGAUAAAGCCGACCAUUGGUUCAGGGAUAUGGAGAGGAUAUUUGAAGCUAAGGGGUGUCGUGAUGAGAAGAAAUUGGCCUUUACUCAAUAUCUGUUGACCGGAGAAGCUGGCCAUUGGUGGAGCAGCAUGAAGAUGAUCCUUGAAAGGAGUAGGACUCCUAUUACUUGGGAGUUGUUUAGAGUCAAAUUCUACGCUGAGUACUUCCCUGACAGUGUGAGAUUUGCAAAGGAGGUAGAAUUCUUGGAGCUGAUACAGGACAACAGGUCAGUGUCAGAGUAUGCAGAUCGCUUCAAGCACUUACUUCGCUUCAACACUAUGGUAGUGGAUGAAGAGUGGCAGUGCAGAAAGUUCGAGAAUGGCUUGAGGAAUGAUAUCAAAUUGCUGGUAAAGGGGUUACGCAUCAGAGAGUUCCCUACAUUGGUGGAGAUGUCCCGUGAUCUAGAGAAGACAAAGGGGAAAUCUGAGGGACAGCAGAAUCAGCCUACUAAGAAUGGGGAAUCAUCUGGAUCUCGUGAUGGAUUUAGCAUUAAGAAGACGCCUUACGCUAGACCAUCCUUCUUUUCUGGGUCUAGGGGUUCAUCCUAUCAACCAUCGGUGAAGUCAGGACCAACCGGCCCAUCCGGCACCGUUAGAUGUUUUACCUGUGGAGGACCUCAUUACCGGAACAACUGCCCUAGUAGAAGAAGAACAAUGAAGUGUUUCAAAUGCGGGAAAGAGGGUCACUUUGCAGAUGAGUGUACUUCUGCAGUAGGAUCGGGGUCUCAGGCACAGAGGACUGGUUUGCCUCCACCUAGGGGAGGUGAAAGACCUCAGACGAUGGGCAGAGUGUACGCCAUGGUUGGAUCAGAGGCAAUCCGCUCAGUAGAAGAGUUAGGCGUUGAUGUGGUGGUGUCUACACCAGCAUUAGGGUUAAUCGGGACGUCUUCUGUAUGUCCGUUGUCCGAUUGUCGUAAAGGGACGUUAGUUCAAGGUAAAUCUCACCCGUUUACCUUUGCAAGAAUUAGAAGUAAUCUUGCGAAUGGUUUGGCUAUAUGCCAACUCGUCGAUUGUGAUAGUAAGGAGAUGCUGUUUUCGGAUGAAAACAAAGAGGUUCUUGGUUUACCUCCUCCACGUGAGGUGAAGUUAUCUAUUGAUUUGGUCUCAGAAGCAAGACCAGUUUCUAUAGCUCCUUAUAGGAUGGCUCCAGCAGAAUUGGUAGAGUUAAAGAAGCAGAUUGAAGACCUGUUGGAGAAACAGUUUAUCCGACCUAGUGCUUCGCCUUGGGAGCACCAGUGUUACUAG
This is a messenger RNA of Vigna angularis (adzuki bean), 1605 nucleotides long. RefSeq lists its product as uncharacterized. Lineage: Eukaryota; Viridiplantae; Streptophyta; Magnoliopsida; Fabales; Fabaceae. Bases 1 to 1605 code for a protein of 534 amino acids. Gene Ontology annotation, molecular function: nucleic acid binding; zinc ion binding. The record is from RefSeq and is a predicted model, not a curated record. The transcript is spliced from 3 exons.